AUGGGACAGCGAAUUUUCUUUUCUAAAGAAGAGCAGGAUGGGGCACAGUCACGUAAGAUUUGUAACUGCGAUUUUAGUGUCUCCCACGGGGGAAGGAACGACAUCAGUCAGCAUGAAAAAUCGACCAAGCACAAGCGCUGGCUAGAGGCACAGAAACAUGCCCAGGCGAUGUCAACAUUUGUGACUAGAAAUACCACCGAGGCAGACCAGGUCAUAAAUGCGGAGGUUAAAAUGGCAAUGCUGUGUGCCAAAAACAAUGUUGCUUUCAACUUCUGUGAUGACUUCAAUAAGUGUGUAGCUGAAAUGUUCCCGGACUCUGCUAUCGCACGGAAAUUCUCGGCGGGAAAAACCAAGGCUACCCAACUCAUCAAAGGUGCCAUAGCAACAGAGCUAGAUGACGAGUUGGCCAAAACAUGCCGAUCUCAGCCAUUUUCUGUGAUGUGCGACGAAUCGAACAACAGAAAAGGAAAUAAAGAAUUUGUCAUCCUAACUAGACUCUACGAUGAGGCCACUCUGCAGGUCGUUACAAGAUUCAUGGAGAUGCCUGUAUGCAACGUGGGAAAUGCAGAAAAUCUGUAUGAAAAACUGAGUGAAGCACUAAGUGCAAAUAGAUGUGAACUCUACAAAGGGUUUGUAGAUUUCACUGAUUCAGACCACCGGAAGCUCCUCAGGUACUGCAGCACCAGAUGGCUGAGUCUGCUAACCUGCAUCCAGAGAGUGUUGAACCAGUGGGAUGCACUGCAGGCCUACUUUAACAGUCAUGAGGAGGUGGAGAGGAGUGCCAAAGUGCGCGAUCUAGCAAGCCAUCUGCGUGAUCCAAUCGUGAAGGCUUACUUCAUGUUCCUGAGUGCUGCCCUUAAGCCUUUAUAUGAAUUUAAUAUUGUCUUCCAGUCAGAGGCCGUGCAGAUUCACAGACUUGAAGAGGAGAUGUGCAGGCUGAUCAAGAGGAUCCUGGGGUUCCUCAUACCAGCCAGGGCCAUCAUGGGUGUACCUCUCAAGGAGGUGGAGUAUGGAGAAGGACAUCAGUUGGCUGACGAAGAGCUCUUUAUAGGAGCAGAAACAAAGGCAUUCAUGGCAAGGAAAGAGCUCCCUGUGUCAGCGGAGAAGAAAAUCUUUCAAUCUGUGAGAAGAUUCUAUGAAGCAGUGCUUCAGAAGAUGUUCUCCUCUUUUCCUCUUGACCAUCCACUCCUGAAGGACAUGAAAGUGCUGGACCCUGCUGCUCGCCUUGACAUUACUCCAGGGACAGUGGCAAGGCUAGGGGCCCUUUUCCCUCAGUUGAUCUUGAGUGAGGAUAGGCUGAGAGAGGAACUCAUUGACUAACAGGUGACAGAUAGCAAGCAUCUCCCACAAGAAGACAAAACUGACAGAUUCUGGGGACUGGUAGGGAAAGAUGUGAGGUUCAGUGAGCUGCCAAGAUUAAUGAAGGCUUUACUAUGCAUUCCCCACAGCAAUGCCAGUUCUGAAAGAGUGUUCAGUAUGGUAAGAAAGAUUGUUACAGAGAAUAGGAUGUCAUUAGACAACAGCACGGUUUGUGCUUUACUGUCAUGUAAAAUCAACCACUCUGGCCCAGGCCACAAAUACACUCCAUCCAAACGAGUCUUAAAGGAUGCAAAGGCUGCAACAAAUCUGUAUAAUACGUCUUUAGUGAAUGCCAGAGAGCCACCUGAGUGAACAUGAGAAAUUUAAAUAAAAUGUGUAAUGAAGACAAAAUGUAAAUGUUUAACCUAAAGACAAGCAAUGUAUAUAUAAACUGAAAAUGUGUUAAAUAAAUAAAUGUGCUUGAACCCC
This is a messenger RNA of Girardinichthys multiradiatus, 1788 nucleotides long. RefSeq lists its product as uncharacterized. Bases 1 to 1320 code for a protein of 439 amino acids. Lineage: Eukaryota; Metazoa; Chordata; Actinopteri; Cyprinodontiformes; Goodeidae. The record is from RefSeq and is a predicted model, not a curated record. The transcript is spliced from 7 exons.